CACUUAAACAGAUAAUCAGCUGAGAGACCCUUCCACUAAUGAACUUACCACUCCUGGAAAUGAGGCCACCAUCGACUCUCAGAGCUCAACUGCUGGAAGACGUAGAAAUCCUCAUCACAGGCUCACAACUGCAAUGUGGACUGGAGAAGAGAGGGUUGGAAUCAGGAGGUAGUAACCCUACAAGCAGUGAUUCUUACAGUGACCGGGCCUCAGCAAGAGCCCGCCGCGAGGCCCGGGAGGCCCGCCUUGCCACCCUGACCAGCCGCGUGGAGGAGGACAGCAACAGGGAUUAUAAAAAACUCUAUGAGAGUGCCCUGUCUGAAAACCAAAAACUGAAAACAAAACUUCAGGAGGCCCAGCUAGAGCUAGCAGAUAUAAAGUCCAAGCUUGAGAAGAUGGCCCAGCAGAAACAAGAGAAGACCUCUGACCGAUCAUCAAUGCUGGAGAUGGAGAAACGGGAGAAGCGAGCCUUGGAGCGGAAAAUGUCAGAGAUGGAGGAGGAGAUGAAGGUGUUAACAGAACUGAAAUCCGACAACCAGAGGCUGAAAGAUGAAAACGGUGCCCUCAUCAGAGUCAUCAGCAAACUAUCCAAAUAGACUAGGCUCCCGAUUUAGGAGGGAAAGGGCAGGAUUUGCUGCCCCCUCCCCUCUUCCGCAGCCAUUGCCUUCCAACCAAAAGAAGUGACUGUUUUGGUGGAAGGAUAACGUCUUUCUGACCCUCCUCCGGUCACCUCCUCUGCACUGUACAUUUCCUCUGCACUCUCAGUGCCCUGUUCCUCCCAUGCCCCCCACCCCCUGAGUUUUAUGACAGUUUUAAUUGAAGCAUGAUUGUGAUCAUUCGAGCCAUCUGGAGAAGGCCUUGGGGAGUACACCAGGCUCAGCUGUGGACCCCAGCUUCCUGCUGCUCAGCUACUUGUCCACAUUGGAUUUGGUCCAAACAUGUAAGGCCUCUAGCCAAACCAGUACCCCACAGCCUUUUCCACUGACCCAGUGUCCUCUGAUAAAAUAGGUGAGUCUUACGGUGGCCAUUCCAGGAUCCUGUCUGGGAUGCCAAGAGAAACAGGAUGUUGGCAUAAUCAUCGGACAGCCUCUAGAGCUAUGUUUCCAUUAGAUUCCAAGGUGACAAUGACUCUGCAUUGAAGGUCUCUGCUAGUCUGCACCUCUCAGGAACUGACUUUUCUCUGACUCCUUGCUGGUGUUACUGUUACUUUUUCUAUCAACAACCCAGUAACAUCCCUGAUUAGUCUUAAUUCCUAUUCUUCCUUCAUGCCUGGCCCCCUUCCCCGGGGCUCAGAUGACCCUGGCUUCCUUUAUUCCUUUCCUUUCUAUCCUUCUAUUUUCCUUUCUGUCUCCCCUCCACCACCUUACCACAUGGUGUAAAAGCUAGAACAGAGCAUCUGACCUCACUUGUCUUUGGCCAUUAUGGAAAAUCAUUUCUCCUGGGGCGCUCUGAAGACCAGAAGAAUUGCCUUGGCGGCACCACGGGCCCUCUUGCCGAAAAGCCAGACCCUGGCAUAAGUGCCAGCCCCCUGUUCUCACCUCCCACUUGUUUUCCCUACACAGUGAUUUUCUUUAUUAGAAAAUCUGGGCUCUGAACACCCCAUUCUGCCUCACCUCCUUUUGACCUUGUUUUCCUCUCUUCACUCUGGCACCUGCUCCUAAUGAGAAAGGAAGUCCUUGUAAGGAGGCAUGAGAGCUGGGGAGGGUGGAUGGGUGGGAGGCGGACCAGGGAGUGGAAGCAGGUCGGAAAGACAUAUAUGGUGUAAGUAGAGUAUCUGGGGACACUUGCAACCUUGUGACAAAGAAGAUAGAAGAUAGAUCGUGCUGUGGUAAUGGUGGUGAAUGUGAUUAUUUCCGGUGGCUAGAUUUAGGGGAGAGACAUCUGUUUUCUUAGAAGCCAACAGGAGAAAUGACUUCUUGUUAGAGGUUUGAAGUGAUGAGAUCCUCCCAACCCAUUGAUGAGAGUCACGGAAUCUUAGAGUGGCAAAGCCCAGAGGUCAUUUGGUUGAGCUUUCUGUUGUCACAGGGACCCCCACCUGCACCCCACUGCCCCAGCUCUGACCCACAGUCAGGUAGCCGUGCAUUUAUUCCUCGAAAGGUGGGCGACUCUAAUAAGCAGAAAGCUUUUACUAAGGUGAGUCAGGGUCUGCCCCUGGGUGCUCCACACGGUCCAGAGUGCCCUUUGAUGUGACAGCCCCUUGUGUAGUUGGUCACCUCCCCUUAACCUUACUUCCAACUGGCGUUUUCCCAGUCCUUUAAGGCAUUCCUCACAUAGCAUACUUCUCCUGCGUGUCACAUCUCGUCUGUCCUCGUCUGGACAAAAACAACCUUUUAAAAUAUCAUGCCCAAACCUGGACAGAUACUCCGUUAGCACAAAAUGAAACGGUUAGUCCUUGAUGAUGACCCCAGAGUAAUACCUAACGUAUUUGGUCUUUAUAGGCAUUUUCUCCCUUGGUGGGUUUAUUUUGUGUGUGCAGGUCAUUUAAGUCCUCCUCAUUUGGCCGUGGUAUUCAGUGCUUAGAGUGGUCCAUUCUCUUAACAUAUACUACCUCUGUCCAUUUUUUAAUCUCUUUCCCGAAAAUGACAAUGUAGUUCUCCAUGGCCCUCUGAAACAUUACAUGCUCUUUAAACCAGAGUUUAUCAUUCAAGAGCCUAAUUCCAGAAUAGGAAAUAUGUCUCCCCUAGCAAGACCCCAUUUUUAGAAUAUCCAAAAUUCUCUCUUCCGUUUCCAACCAUUUUCCAAGAGAAGCUACUACUGAUUAGGAUUUUGUAUGAGCAUGGGAGCACUGUCAGCUCAGUUCUCAGGGAAGGCUAAAUUAGAGUAAAAUGUUUCCUCACUUC
Messenger RNA from Leptonychotes weddellii (Weddell seal), 2840 nucleotides. Lineage: Eukaryota; Metazoa; Chordata; Mammalia; Carnivora; Phocidae. The record is from RefSeq and is a predicted model, not a curated record.